Molecule: messenger RNA, 860 nt
Organism: Prunus persica (peach)
Lineage: Eukaryota; Viridiplantae; Streptophyta; Magnoliopsida; Rosales; Rosaceae
Product: 54S ribosomal protein L51, mitochondrial
Exons: 5
Coding region: 233-592 (119 amino acids)
Biological process (GO): mitochondrial translation
Cellular component (GO): mitochondrial large ribosomal subunit
Molecular function (GO): structural constituent of ribosome
Source: RefSeq, a predicted model, not a curated record
GAAAGAUUGAAAUUUGAAACCCUCUCCCUUUCUCUGGAGCUCCAGCCGCAAGGAGUGAGAAGCAUCAUUUCUUCAAAGCAAAUCCAUCUUCGUUCUUCAAAGCAUCAUCGGUCUUUCUUCCUAAUACUAAGGAAAAUAAAGAAGAAAAAGGAAGAAGAGGAAGAAGAAAGAAGAAUCCAACCCAACCUAACCUUCUUCUCGAAGGAACACCGCGCGCAGCACCAACCACCAGAUGGCUUUGAGAGGUGCGUGGCAAUUGCAAAAGCUGAUUGUGAGCUUUUCUGAUUGGGGAGGAAGCAGUAGGGGAAUCAGGUCAUUUAUGGAGUCAUAUCUACCAGUAUUUAAGGAGAAGAAUCCUCAGCUGGAGGUGGUUACUGAACUCAUCCGGGGUCAGCAUCCACAUUUGAAGGGCUUAUACAAGAACAAAAGUGAGAGGGUGGUAUGUGUGAAGAAUAUGGAUCCAGAAGAGGUUCUUCAAUAUGCAACCAGGCUAAGAAAUUCACUGGGGAGAAAAGUGGUGAAACUGAAGACUAGACAUGUAACCAAACAUCCUAGCGUGCAAGGUACCUGGACAACAGACGUGAAAUUUUGAGGCACGCGAAACAAUCCCAACGAGUCUGAAGUAAUCUUAGCUCCUAGUUUGAAGACUAAGUUCAAAUUGGUUUUCAGUUUUGUGCUUUAUCAAUUGCUUGAUUCUGAAUAUGGUAUGAUGUUCCUGUUCAAAUAAUAUAACCUCAUGAAGAAAGUUCAACCAGUGCUCUAUGAGAAUGUGACGUUGGACGAAAAUCAGCCGAUACACCAAUAUGUUAAAUUUCAGAGGCCUACUAUAAAUAAAACCAACAUUGAUGCUUUCUGCACGA